This is a messenger RNA of Rotaria sp. Silwood2, 642 nucleotides long. Lineage: Eukaryota; Metazoa; Rotifera; Eurotatoria; Philodinida; Philodinidae. The record is from the annotation of a GenBank genome assembly.
AUGAUGGAUCUUCGUCGAUUCACAAUGUCAAAUCCAACAGCUGCUUUUUCCAUUGUUGCACAUGAAGCAUGGGGUCAUAAAAUUUCUGAUGGAGAAAAUGAUGAUGAUAUAAAUCAAGAUGAUGGACACAAUGCAAGUCAACGAUCCCGACGUCGAUUAAGACGUGAUUUCAAUACUCUACCAGAAAAACUUUUAUUAGCAAUAUUUGCUUAUUUACCACAUGUAGAAUUAUUACGUUGUGCUCGUGUUUGUCGUUUAUGGCGUACUUUAAGUCAAAAUUCAAGAUUAUGGAAACAAGUUUUUCUUCGACCAGAAUAUCAUGGUUUACACGUCAAAAAUCUUGAUCAAUUUCUUGUAUUAAUUGGUCAUCGUUUUUCAUCAUCAUUACAAUAUAUUGAAUUACCAAUGGAAUUAAUAACAGCUGAUGUUUUACAUGAAUUAGCUAAUAAAUGUCCAAAUUUAAAAUAUUUAACAUUAGAUUUUUCAACAGCUAUGCAAUUACAUGAUUUUAAUGAUUUAAACAUGUUUCCAUGCAAUCUUAAAAUGCUUUGUAUUUGUUUAUCNCACACCGAUGACCAUUACGUUAUUGUCAAGGCUUCACGAAGCCUAUUUCUCAAGCAAAUGUAUUUAUUUUUCUAUUAA